This is a messenger RNA of Xiphophorus maculatus (southern platyfish), 1093 nucleotides long. RefSeq names its product CCR4-NOT transcription complex subunit 8 (gene cnot8). The transcript has 7 exons. Bases 200 to 1057 code for a protein of 285 amino acids. Gene Ontology annotation, cellular component: CCR4-NOT complex; CCR4-NOT core complex; P-body. Lineage: Eukaryota; Metazoa; Chordata; Actinopteri; Cyprinodontiformes; Poeciliidae. The record is from RefSeq and is a predicted model, not a curated record. Gene Ontology annotation, molecular function: nucleic acid binding; poly(A)-specific ribonuclease activity.
AGGUGGUGCUGCUGUGCGUUUUGAAGACGAAGAGGCGAAAAGAAAACGAAUAAGAAAACAUCAUCACCAACCAGGCAGACAGGUUUUGAUUGAAGAAAACAGCAGGAUUGUCCCUCUUUUCUGUAUCGGAUUCGCUCUUUGCCUCCCACUGAGUGCCGCAGGACUGCUGGGAGUUUUGCUUCUCAUCCCACCCACCAACAUGCCAGCUGCACUUGCAGAUUCCAGUCAGAUCAUCUGUGAAGUCUGGGCGAGCAAUGUGGAAGAAGAGAUGAAAAAGAUCAGACAGAUUAUCCAAAGCUACAACUACGUCGCCAUGGACACAGAGUUCCCUGGGGUCGUUGUGCGGCCAAUCGGAGAGUUUCGCAGCACGGUGGACUACCAGUACCAGCUGCUGAGGUGCAACGUGGACCUCCUGAAGAUCAUCCAGCUCGGACUCACGUUCAUGAACGAGGACGGCACUUAUCCUCCGGGCACGACGACGUGGCAGUUCAACUUCAAAUUCAACCUCACAGAAGACAUGUAUUCGCAGGACUCCAUCGACCUGCUGCAGAACUCCGGCCUCCAGUUCAAAAAACACGAAGAAGAAGGAAUCGACACGCUGUACUUUGCAGAGCUCCUCAUGACGUCCGGCCUGGUGCUUUGUGAAAACGUCAAGUGGCUCUCCUUCCACAGCGGUUAUGACUUUGGCUAUCUGGUGAAGCUUCUGACUGAUGCUCGGCUUCCCGAGGAGGAGCACGACUUCUUUCAGAUCCUCAACUUGUUUUUUCCUGCAAUCUACGACGUCAAGUACCUGAUGAAGAGCUGCAAAAGUCUCAAGGGAGGCCUGCAGGAAGUAGCCGAUCAGCUGGAGCUGAAGAGGAUCGGACGGCAGCAUCAGGCCGGAUCCGACUCACUGCUCACAGGGAUGGCUUUCUUCAGGAUGAAAGAGCUUUUCUUUGAAGACCACAUCGACGACGCCAAGUACUGCGGUCGGCUAUACGGCCUGGGAUCUGGAUCCAGCCAGCCACAGAACGGGCUCUCUGGGUCGGGACAGGAGGAGACCAACAACAAACACUGAGCGGCCGCUCAGCUUCGCUCGUUUUAAAAAAAAAAA